This is a messenger RNA of Anthonomus grandis grandis, 993 nucleotides long. Its product is annotated as piggyBac transposable element-derived protein 3-like. The transcript is spliced from 3 exons. Gene Ontology annotation, molecular function: sequence-specific DNA binding. Bases 1 to 993 code for a protein of 330 amino acids. The record is from RefSeq and is a predicted model, not a curated record. Lineage: Eukaryota; Metazoa; Arthropoda; Insecta; Coleoptera; Curculionidae.
AUGUUUAUGCACCAUCCCAGUAAAUUGUUAAUAAGGAAAGAUUUUGAAUAUAGACAUUGGAGAACAGAGACAGAUGAGAUUCCAACGCCUUCUGAUGGUAUAAUUAUUUUUCCUCCUGACAAUGCAAAUGAUGAUGUGACAGAUUGCGACUCAGGAGACGAGGAUGUCACAACUAUUGAUCAUUUACCAGGAAGCCAGCUGAGAAAUGACGUAGAGCUAAUUUUUGAUAAACAAGAUCAGCGUGCUCAAGAAUCGGAUUCAGAUGAAGACAUGCCUCUUUCUGAACUACGCAUACAAGAAAACAAUGCUUCAAUAUUUCCGGAAAAACUAACAUCCGCAUCCUGGCUUGUCAGAGAUCUUUACCAGCAUUCUAAGGAUGUUUACUGGAGACCAAAAAUCGAACCCAAACAAAAUCGUCCUCCAUUACAACUCUUCACGCUUUUCUUUGACGACGACCUAUUCAGUAUGAUAACUACAUUUACCAAUACAUACGCGGCACAAAAAAACUUGAUUAGUGAUGUUACAGAUAGCGAAAUUCAGUUUUUUGUGGGUGUGCUUAUUUUGAGUGGCUACAUAGUAUUACCAAAAAGAUAUAUGUAUUGGGAAAAUCGUGAUGACAGUCAUAGUACCAAAGUUGCCGAGGCUAUUUCGCGAGAUAGAUUUACCCAUAUAAUGAAAGCUCUUCAUGUGUGUGAUAAUAAUAAUCUAAAUAAUACGGACAAGUUUGCUAAAAUACGACCAUUAUAUGACGCAUUGAAUAAAAAUUUUUUAAAACAUGUUCCUUUCGAGCAUGAACAUAGCAUAGAUGAAGCCAUGGUACCAUAUUUUGGAAGGCACCCUACGAAACAAUUUAUACGAAACAAACCCAUUCGCUGGGGUUAUAAACUCUGGACAGGUGACAAAAAACCGACCAAAUAUUGUGGUAGUCGACAAGGAAAUCAACUCAGUUCUUCUGGUGGAUAUAACAGUACCAAACAACAAACUACGUGCUAG